ACACAACAGUUGCGGUUGGCUGUGUAUGUUCGAGAGCUAGCUAGUCUGAGCUAAGGUCUAGGACAUCUAUCGGCUCUGGUCAUAUAUCGACAUUUUAAGUUAAGUUAGCAGUUUCGUGUGGGACUUUUGCAUUAGAUAACGCUGACAUGAAAUGUUGAGAAAACAUUGCUAAUAUAGAAAAAUACGUUAGCUCGCUAUGACGUUAGCGUUAGCUUGUAACCAAUGACAAAGCGCCUGAGAGGAAUUGUUAACCAGCUAGCGAAAAUCUUUGGUGUUUAUUUCCUAUUCAACGCUGCUUAUGCUUGAUUGUGUGGCUUAAAACAGAAGCUUAUUAAUUCGACAGCGUUGCCAACAUGGGCCAUUGUAUACCGCCUUUAUUCAGCGUAAUUAAUUAGUUUGAGAAAGUUAGCUUAAGCAAAGCAAUAGGCCAUCAACAGACAUCUUGAGACGGUAACUAAAAAGCCGAAUAAUUCUUUCGGAUUUAAACAAACUACGGUAGAAGCUCCUCCAGGUGGAACAAGUGUUAUCAUAUGUUGACUGACAACAGGAAGCGACAGCACAGCGGUGGUGAUGAGGAGAGUAGCCACCUGGUGCCUCAAGCCAAAAGGCAGAGCGGAGCUCAUCCUCUCUCCCCUGAACCAGGUCGGGAUGCUUGGGACUCAGAGACAUCCAACAGCGAGAGCAGCAGCAACAUCAGCAGUCCCGAACAUGCAGCUGGGAGUCGGUGUGCUUUGGGCCCCUGCAGCCCCUCCAGCUCCGGCCUCUCGUCGGAGCUGGGCGGCCCCGCAAAUCAGCUGUCGUACCUGCAGAUCAACCGCAUCCUCAGGGAGGCCCACUUCUAUAGCCUGCAAAGCCGAGGUCAGCUCAGAGACCCCAGAUGAAAUGACGCUGUCCUACGAGACGCCAAGGGACUGAAAACGUGUCGCUGAUCGUUUCGUUCGGCUCUUCCUCUCCCAUCUUCAGUCAUUGCAACACAUAUCACAGCUGUACACAUCUAUGGGUGGAUGGCAGUAUCUAUAAGAGCAGUUCAUCUAUCAGUUGAGCAAUAACAACUUUGAUAACUGUGAUCUACUCAAAACAUUCUAUACUCCACUUAUUUUCCGACCAAUCUGGUUUACCAACUGCUCUGAGAGCCUUAAAGUGUAUGCGACUGAUUGUGGGUUCUUAUUUGUUCUCGUUAAAUUCUACAUGAAAACCGUAGAGAUGCUGAAGUGGCCCAGUUUUGGGCCAGUCGUUGUGAAGUGUUUAGUCUUACAGUAGGGUUCUGACAGGUGUGAGUAAAUGGACCGGUCUCAGGGAGGAUAUGUCUUAGACUGCUCUCUUGCUUUCAUAUUUUGACUGGGGGGGUGAAGGGUUGGGGGGAUGUUAAAAUGGGCAAGACUUUCAAUGUUAUCUACUAGAAUUCAAUUUAGUUGAAGACAAGUCAGGCCAUAGUACAUAGGGUUUGUUAUGAUAGCAUUCCAACAGACUUCAGGAUCAUCUCGGAUCAUAUAUUAGGCUUAUCCCUCUUGGGUUUGAAUUUUUCUCUCACACUUCGUAGUUUGUGAACAGACCUGGUUGUUACAGGAUCUUUCUUGAACAUUAUACAUCCCACGGGUUCAUUUUUGUCACUUGAUUUUGCUUUCUCCAGAUCUCAAUAAGACUAAUUCGAUGGGCUGGUUGUAAGUAUCGCUUUACUGCCUUAUAAUAGCUACAUUUUCUGAUCAUAGACAUAAAGUUCCUUGCAAAAAUAUUCAUACCUGUUGGACAUUUUGUAACAUCACAACCAAGGUAUUUCAGUGUUUUUUAUAGUUACUUUUGUGAUAGAACAACACAAAGUACUUAAUCAACGUAAAAAUGAAAAACAAAUAUGGUUUUAUUUUUUUGUUUUGGAAAUAAAAAUAUCUAAAGGUGCUUAAGGGAUGGGUGAUGUGGACCUCAUAUUUUAGGAUGACAUUCUGGCAUUUAAAACAAUAGCAAAAAACAUAAUGAUCAAAAAUUUAUGACAUUGCUUUUUGGCUAUAAAUCUCUAAUUGCAUGUUCUGCUCUAAAACGGCUACCUUACUAUACUCCAAUUACUUUGAGUAGUGCAUUUGUACAACCAAACAGCACAAAUGUAUUGCAAUCAGCUACAUAUUAUAUGUCAUAAAAAAUAAGCACACACCAAAGGCUUCAGUACUGGAAGCUCCUCCAGAGUAAGCAUGCGCCUCUUGGCUGCUUUUCAGAUUAACGUACGUCUUACCCACACUGUCGGGUUAGUCAGAAAUGCCGUAGUUGGUGUGCAGUUGUGUACUUUGCAUUUAGUGCCAGGCAAUAAAACAAUUACAAUACUUUAUUGAGGAACAGUUAAUGACUAACAGUAAUGAAGAUAGACUUUAAGGUUUAAUAACAGACCCUACAUGUGGCCCAUCAGGCAGUAGCUAUGGCCACCACUAUUUAAGCAUUUUCACAAGAUGGCGAAGAGAUUGCAACUAAUAAUGUAAGCUUGAGUACUUUACACUUGUACUCAAACAUGUUCGCACUCCUCAACAGCACUGCAAGCGGCUUUUGUAUAACAAUUUAUUGCUAGUUGAGCGCGUUUUAUUUUUUUCACUUGUAAUCCAUAAUUUACCACAAUACGUAAGGGAUUUGUGUUUUGAAAAUCAGAUAAUUAUUAAUUAUGCUCACUUUAACUUGUCCAUUCAGUUUGCGUGUACAAAUGCACUCUUAGAAACUUGAUUGUUAAUAAUUAUCGGAAUUGUUCAACACAGAAUAUUGUGGUUCGUCAUGCUUGUUCAAAGCUUAGCAAAUUGUUUUAUAAUUGAACCUUUCUUUAAACUUUCAUCCUGACCUGAUGUGUCUUGUCUUCAUGAUGGCGAUUGCUCAAUAAUCUUAUAUUAAAAAAACCCUCUGAUUUAUACUGAAAUCACCUCUUUUUUAAAAAAUCAUAUUCUUUAAAAAGAUACACUACUUUAUGUUGGUCUAUAGCACAAAAUUCCAAUAAAUUAGUGGUUAUGGAAAAAUAACGCACCUAGAUGUGGUAAGGUUCAAGGGGUAUGAAUACUUUUGAAAGGCACAGAAAGCCACCUGUUGGUUUUAGGUAGACACUCUGCAGCCUGUUUCUUUGUAAUGAUGAAUCAUCGUCAUGCAGUGUUUCAUAGUUUACACUAGUUACGCAGAAACGAUCACUACUACAACCAAAAGAAGAGCCCAUUUAAGAUGGCAGUAUUUUAUAUCAAUGGGAGGAUUAAUCUGUGACUGUCAUUGUCUGGUCGAUUUAGUCUUAUUUGUUUCCAUUCCAACGUCAGUGUCAUCUUCCUAGAAAUCAUAAGAUGCACAUUGAUAAAUCUCAGAAGUGAUCAUGGUGGAACAAACAUUACAACUUUAAAAGUAUGCCUGCCUGGCAUAAGGAUUAGGGGGUCAUUUUUGUUGUGGUUGCACCUGGAAUCUUAUAAGCACAAUUGUACUUUUGUUGAAUCACAAUAAGAAAUGUUCAUUUUUAUAAGAGCUGAGGUAGGAAGAAGAAGGCUGUCUUUUGACAGUGCUCCCCUCCAUUUCACCAAAAGUACAAAGGAAUGUACAGCAACGCUUUGACAAUAUUUACACAUGCUUUAAUAAUACUUUUUAACUCUUUCUGUGUUGCAUUUUUUUUUGUUGGACAUGAUCUGCUAAUGCUGGAAUAAUAAUACAUCUCCAUUUAUAGAACAUCUACAAAAAGCCCUAGAUCUUGAUUAUCCAAAGUCUGGCAAAAGAGAGCCUAAGGAAGCAAACAGAAAGUUAUUUUUGUACAUGAUCUUCCACACAUUAAACAAGAUUUUCAAGA
Molecule: messenger RNA, 3781 nt
Organism: Xiphophorus maculatus (southern platyfish)
Lineage: Eukaryota; Metazoa; Chordata; Actinopteri; Cyprinodontiformes; Poeciliidae
Exons: 3
Coding region: 531-881 (116 amino acids)
Source: RefSeq, a predicted model, not a curated record